Molecule: messenger RNA, 1815 nt
Organism: Effrenium voratum
Lineage: Eukaryota; Dinophyceae; Suessiales; Symbiodiniaceae
Source: the annotation of a GenBank genome assembly
AUGGAACUUGACGACUCUUUGAGCCGCAAGUUGGGCCAGCUGAGCAAGGACCUGGGCGCCUGCGCGCAGCAAUUCUUUUUGCAGGCGGGCACGUCAGCCCUCGAGCCGCUGCACGAGGCAGAGCGGCAAAUUCAGCGGCUCACGCUGGAGGAGGGCCGAUUCCUGGAGCCCGAGUUGCCUGAGCCGGGCAAGCUGGCGUGGGCAGAGGGCCAUCUGCAGGAGGUUCUGCAACAGCAGAGUGAGAGGCAGCAGGCGACCAAGCAGGCCAUCCUCCGCAGCUCUAUGAAGUUCACCUCCGCGCUCAGCGCCGCCCAGCGCCUCUUCGGCACUCUGCCAGACGCGGCGGAGGCGCUGAACAAGGAGCUGGCCAUGGGAGCGACUGUCAUGGAUCGAUGGUACGCGCUGACCAACAAGCUACAGAAGCUUUACGACCAGCUGAGUCAGGCUACCACCAAAGCCCAGCUGCAGGAGUGGAUGACGCUAGAGGUGGGGCCGCCAAAGAGCGAGUCCGAGCGGCUAGCCAAGGAGAACUUGGAGAAUGGCCGCGUGUCCCAGGGCGCACUGCUGGAGGUGCUGCAGGCGAGUAAGCUGAAGGAUGUCAAGCCGCACUCGCGGCCCGGCGCGGCGGAGAAGUGCCAAGGGAGGAGCAUCUCCCUGGGGCUGGCGACAUGGGGCGCCGGCAGCUCGCAAACCACAACGCACACCCGAGAGCAUCCGUACCUGCUGCGCCUGGCAGUGGCGCACUACCGCCAGCGCUUUGAGGAGCCCAUCACCAGCGUGGUGAUCGCCCAGGACUUUGAGACGGAUGAACACGUGGACAACAACGUGGGCACCUCCAAGGUCAUGGCGCUGGGGGACUUCACGGGAGGGAGGCUCUUUGUAGAGAAGGACGCCAAGCUGGACUCCCACGAGGAGGACCAGCCACACAGCUACAGGGCCAGCGAGGCCUUUAAGAAAGGCGGCCGGCCGUACGAGGAGGGCGAGGAGGUGCAGGGCUACUACAUCAAGACCCACGGGCUGCUCCGCGUUUUCAACGCUUACUACUUGCACUGGACGGAGCCCUUCCAGGGUGGCCCGCGCUUCACCAUCACCUACUACACCUCCCGGUCGGUGCUCACGUGCAAGGAGAUCGACCGUGUGAAGCUGGAAAAGGAGCUGAACUCGGCUGGCAUGCGAUGGCCGACGCAACAGCAGCUCAAGGCGUGCAAGGAUGCACGCGCGAGCACCGUCGAGUACAAGAAGGUGUGCUACCCCUCCAACAUCCUGGCGUCGGUGGCUGCCAAGCCCCGCAAGGGCGCGGCCCAGGCGCAGCUGGCGGAGGAUCCUGCACCAAGCGCCGGACAAAGUGCUGGACGCUUGGCGAACGAGAGCCCUGCGGCUCUCAUGCCGGCGAUCGUGGAGGCUCAACAGCUGUUGGCGGUGAACUCCAACUACAGAGGGGGCAACGGCACGGAGAUGUGCCGCAAGCAGGCCAAGCUACUGCAGCGGAGGGUGGACAUGCUCAAUGACCAGCCCACCAAGCAAUGGAUCAACCUCCUGUUAACGGAGAUGCUGAUCCCCGCCGGAAGGAAGAAGGAGGCCGGCACCUUUAUGGCCAAAACCCCAGGCACCUGGCGGGUCUACGUGCUGGAGAUCCUUGAGUCGCUGGAGGUGGGCCAGGAGGAGCUCGAGGAGAUGAAGAAGACCCACAAGCUCACAAAGAAGGAGGUGGCUGGGUCCAAAGACACCAAGGCGGCAGUGCUGAAGCUGCAAAAGCUCAAGCGGAGCUGGGGCAAUGGGUGCCCAAAGAGGAAGAGCAAGGAGAUAAGUGCCUGA